CUGGUGGCCUCGUUUUACAUCCGAGACCCUCGACGUUCUUUUCCCUUGCACGUACUGCAUCGUUCUCCAAGGGCUUAUAAACGCGAGGGCCUUCGCCUCCUCUGUCCAACGCGCACGUGUGUCUAUGCAAUUUUGUUCCACACGGUCGCUCAUGAGAACGAAAAUUCAUCGGUUCGAAACGACGCGCGGAUGAUGCUCUUUCGCUUUAACUGCACACUUCAUACCGUUCGCUGGGUUAUCGAAAUAAUCGAGCAAAGUGGGCCACUCUGUUAGCACAUUCCAAUUUAGGAAUUUUCGUUUCAAUCCGUCCUUCGAAACUCGAGGGUCUCCCGGACCCCUCCCUUCGUGUGACGUGUAUACGGAGAUAAUUUCCGAGCGGAUUUCGACCUUAAAUUCGAGCCAGAAGUCCAACCGCUGGAUCAGCCGGAGUGGGCAGAUCGUAUUUGUCAUGAAAUGCGCUCUUCCGUUCAGCUGAUCGCGUGUCAUCAAUAUUUCUAUGCAGUCGAUCCUGGCGCGAGACAUUCGUAUACGGGAAUCACUAAAUCGUUUGAGCACGGAUGCUCGAACGAUCCUCCAAAUUCUCCGUUGCAGCGCCGAGUUGGCUCCUUCAUAAUUUUCUCGAUCACACUUUCAACACGAAUUUCCGUAUACAUUUUACUAGAAACCUUUCGGAGAGUCAGUUUCGCAUACGAAUUAUGUUAAAACUCACAUAAUUUAGCGUCCCGAAAGCAAAAAAUAUACGGCCGAUCGGCGCUGCGAAGUUUCUCCUCCCACGUUCAAUUUUUCGUCACAAUUAUUAAUAAAAAAUGUUGCCGGUUGAAUGCUCGCGACGGUUGAGUACUUCGAGAGUUUGAAAAAGCCCUCGAAUCGGCCAUCUUUUCGAUUUCCAAAGCUAGCUUAUCCUUCCCGGGAGUUUCCCCAGCCGUACGGCAGUUUGGUCGAGUGGUUAGGGAGCUCGCGCGUAAUGGGCUCUCGUCGCUUGCUGCUCGGCGAGUCGUCGUUCGAUUCCCCGUUGGAUAGAGAUUUUCACGAGUCUCAUUAUUCACUCGGAAUGGGUUUUUUCUCGCACCGUGAUGAUAAACGAUUGCUUGAGAUCAAUGUCUCACUCGGGCCAAAGAUCGUUCUGAUCUGAGGUUCAUGUUGGUCGAUGACACGCAAUGUCAUAGUUACUCUGAGUGCUGGUGAAAAAAUACCAUUUUUAGAACAACAAAAAAACUGAUGAACGCGCUUAAAGGUCAAUAAAACUGUCAAACAUUGUCAAUCGCGAUGAAACCUCUGUUACGGGGAUUAUUUGAAUAAUUCGAAUGACGAGCAGCAUAUAUGAUGUGAUACUGAAUUAGUAAAAAAACGUACCAAGAUCAAAUAAACCUUGGAAAACAAGAAUCGAAGAAUAUUCGUUGAAAAAUGGAAAAAAAAUAAUGUACGUUUGAAAAGGCAGACCCUCGGAGCGCGCCUCGUUGUGUGCCUCCAUUCGGUCGCACUCUCUGGGUGUAGCCCGAAUGGCCCAGCUGAAUCUCUUCUCCAACCUUUGCCCCUCUCACUGGCUUUUUACGACUCAUUUAUCGUCGCCUUAUACUUUAUGGCAGGCGAGGGUGCACCGGUCAAUUACAGGCGUCGUAAAAUAUUCAAUGCGUCAUGAAAUUGAGCUUUACAUUUAUUUGCGAUCAUUGCAAGUCCCAUAAAGGGGCGUGGGAGAUUUCGCGCUAUUUUUGGAGCCUCGAUUUUUCCUCUUUUCCAUAAGCAGCUUGGCACUAUGGAGAUUAUUUCGUUAAGAGGCCGCAAUAGCGACGGGCUUCGUCCUCGGCGUGUACGAAUGUAGGUUAAAUAUUGACUCGUUACGUCGCGAUGGAUCAGGAAAAGAGGAAAAAAAGGAUGCGCGAUCGGUCGCGAAGCGUUGGUACGCGUUGAAGUUGAUGUUUUGUGCACUACGGAGAGUCCGCGUCGUCAGUAAGGCAGAGAAAAGAGAGGCGAGACUCGCUCGGUUUGCGGGCGCUCGGUGUGCCGAGAGAGUCGAGAGUCCAAAAGUGUCGAGGCAUAAACUACACACUUGUACGUCGCUGGCGAACGCCACGAAAUAUUCGAAGGAGAGAGAGAGCGAGCGGAGCGAGUAAAGAGAGCGUGAGAAAAGGGAUUCUCUCUCUUUUGCUUAUUCGAGACAAGAAAGCGCGCAAGAGCGACUGUGACGAGGAGUGGCCGAGGAGAAGAAGAGCAAAUUGGUGCUCCGAGUAACAGGAGUUUAUGAGCGUCAUGGAGGAGGAGCCUGUCGCGGCGACGAGCGCCGCCGCUGGUGGCGUUAGCGGCAACGACGAGAUUCGCUCGGGACUGUUCUUCCCUCGAAAAAAUCACGCCGACGAAUCCAACUUUGACGGAUCUACGACCUCGACCGCUUCUACCAUCCGCAGCUACUGGAAGACUCAGGCCAGUUUCAGUGACUCGUCGACGCAUCGCCAGACCUCUCAGGACCAACUUAUUUCGGCUUCCCAGAGAACCCUACAAAGCUCUAACAGUGCCUGCGAUUACUUUUUCAAGGUGAUGCUGUUGGGUGACAGUGGUGUAGGAAAAACUUGUCUUCUAACUCGUUUCCGCGACGGUCGUUUUCUGUCUGGCAACUAUAUUACCACAGUUGGCAUCGACUUUAGGAAUAAAAUGAUCGAAGUGGACGAGGCGAAGGUAAAGCUUCAGAUCUGGGAUACAGCUGGCCAGGAGCGCUUUCGUAGUGUCACUCACGCCUACUACAGAGACGCUCAUGCGUUACUCUUACUGUACGACGUGACCAACAAAACGAGUUACGACAACAUUAGAGCCUGGUUAGGUGAAAUACGGGAAUAUGCUCACGACGACGUCGUUAUAAUGCUCUUGGGCAACAAGUGCGAUUGCGGUAACGAGAGAAUCGUCAAGAGGGAGGACGGCGAGCGCCUCGCGCGGGAACACAAUGUACCGUUCAUGGAAACCUCCGCUAAAACCGGCCUCAAUGUCGAGCUGGCCUUUGUUGCCGUUGCAAGGUACCUAAAAGCACGGAAGAGUGGAAAUCCGGAUACCUCGAAAUUCAACGUGCAAGAUUACGUGCGACAACAAUCACAGAAAAAAACGUGCUUCAAUUACAAUUGCUCGACAACCUGAGUUCGCUAAACUGGUUUUGGCCUCGAUGUACCUUCAUUAAUUUUAUGCUGAAAAAUACGUUUAUAACGAGCCUCGGGUUAAGUACUUAUAUGCCGACCAACUUGAAACACAGUGGCACAAAAUUUACGCAGACGACGUAGUGUUGUACAUGAAUAUAUAUAUAUAUAUAUAACACGUAUACAUAUAUAAAUAUGAGAGCAUAUAUUGAAAAAAAUCAUCACGCCAAGAAUAAAACAAAAAUAUUCGAUGUCAAAUAUUCGUAUUAAUUUUUUUUUCAAAUAUCGAGUUGAUCGUUCGAGAGAAGAAAAUAUUGCGUGUCUAGUAAACAUGUCAAAAAGUUGUUAGGCAACUGAAAAAAUGUCAAACAAUCGUUCUAGUGCCGCUGCAAUAAUGAUGAAUGUUUAGCAUUCGUAUAUUUCAA
Messenger RNA from Venturia canescens, 3541 nucleotides. RefSeq names its product ras-related protein Rab-37-like. The transcript is spliced from 7 exons. Gene Ontology annotation, molecular function: GTP binding; GTPase activity. NCBI's taxonomy places the organism in Eukaryota, Metazoa, Arthropoda, Insecta, Hymenoptera, Ichneumonidae. The record is from RefSeq and is a predicted model, not a curated record. Bases 2239 to 3120 code for a protein of 293 amino acids. Gene Ontology annotation, cellular component: endosome; synaptic vesicle; plasma membrane. Gene Ontology annotation, biological process: Golgi vesicle fusion to target membrane; protein secretion; protein localization to plasma membrane.